CCCGAUUACUGUGCUGAAUAAUAGAGACGUGGAAGACGAAGCGGGAUGGGAUAUUGUGUUGACUUGAGGGAGGUGCUUGUGAGGGAGGGAGUCAUGAUUGCUGCUUUACUGUAUGGGGGUAUAUAUAUAGAUAGAUAUAUAGAUAGAUAUAUAGAUAUUUAGCAAGUAUAUAAUUGGGAUAAUGCCUACGUGGGUAAACAAUAUGGGAUUUACACCAAUUACUCAGAUUUAGUUAAAGUACUAUAAACCGAACUGCUAGGAAGAAUAUAUAUAUAAAGCUUAUACAGCCAUGACUACCUCCACCACCAACGACAACUCCCAACCCAACCCGUCACACUUCCCCUUGGCCGGGGGUGCCAACGACGGCUGGUCGACCGAGGACGAAGCUACGGCGACGUGCUACUGCGGCGCCGUGCAGCUGUCUUUCCCAACCCACGGCCCGGGGCUAGUCGACGUGUUCGUGUGCAACUGCUUCGACUGCCGGAAGAUCACGGCGUCCAUGUUCACGACGGGCUUCGUCGUCGAGGAUGCGCAGUUGAAGUAUCUGCGGGGGCGGGAAAAUCUGAAGACGUACGGGCAGGAUAGGACUAUUGCUUCGGGACAUAUCACAACCAACUACUUCUGCAACACCUGCGGCUCCCUCAUGUACCGCGUCAGCGCGGGGCUUCCGGGCCACAGCGCGCUGCGGCUCGGCACCGUGGACGACUUCGCGCUGCACGAGACGAAGCUGAAGCCGCGCGUGGAGCAGUACGUUAAGGAUCGGGUUGGGUGGCUGCGCGGGGCGGAGGGGGUGAGACAGGUGCUGGGGAGCGCUUAUUAGCGUAUGAAUAAGUAUGAAUAUAUGUGAGGGGGAGGAGGGGGAUGUAAGGGAUGGAUGAGUAUAAUAUAAGAAGGUAGGGAGUUGGGAGAUGAAAAAAAAAAGAAAAAGAAAUUGCAGAUCUGUAAAUAUCGAUAUUUGGAUGUAGG
Messenger RNA from Daldinia vernicosa, 966 nucleotides. RefSeq names its product Mss4-like protein. Gene Ontology annotation, molecular function: carbon-sulfur lyase activity. The record is from RefSeq and is a predicted model, not a curated record. Lineage: Eukaryota; Fungi; Ascomycota; Sordariomycetes; Xylariales; Hypoxylaceae. The transcript is spliced from 3 exons. The coding region runs from base 290 to 820 and encodes 176 amino acids.